This is a messenger RNA of Gossypium arboreum, 993 nucleotides long. RefSeq names its product ethylene-responsive transcription factor ERF017-like. The record is from RefSeq and is a predicted model, not a curated record. NCBI's taxonomy places the organism in Eukaryota, Viridiplantae, Streptophyta, Magnoliopsida, Malvales, Malvaceae. Gene Ontology annotation, molecular function: DNA-binding transcription factor activity; DNA binding. The transcript has a single exon. Bases 174 to 842 code for a protein of 222 amino acids. Gene Ontology annotation, biological process: regulation of DNA-templated transcription.
UCAUAGUAAUAUAAAAGCAGAGCAGCAAAUUCCAUUAUCAUCCAAACUUAAAACCUCAAAAAAAAAAAAAAAAUCCAAUUUAUCGAUUCAUUUUCAUAGUGAAUCAAAAUAAAAAACCUUAAAAUCAUUAUUACUUUAAAAAACCCAGAAAAACAAAAGCUUAGCAAACAACAAUGGUGAAACACCUUAGCGAGAAAUCUGCGGUUGAAAGGAGCGAUUCAAGGUUCACAGGUGUACGUAAGCGAAAAUGGGGGAAAUGGGUAUCUGAAAUCAGGCUACCAAACAGUAGAGAAAGGAUUUGGUUAGGUUCUUACGACACCGCCGAGAAAGCGGCGCGUGCAUUCGACGCCGCUCUUUUUUGCUUACGCGGCCGUUCUGCUAAAUUCAAUUUCCCUGGUAACCCACCCGAGAUAGCCGGCGGUACGUCUUUAUCUCCCCAUGAAAUCCAAGCCGCCGCAGCGAGGUUCGCGAACUCGGAGCCUUCGACUAUCCAUUCGGAGCAAACUGAUUCUGCGUUCCAAAUGGAGUCACCGUCGCCGUCAGUUUCGGACGCGAGGUUUGCAAACUUGGAGCCUUCGACGAUCCAUUCGGAGCAAACUGAUUCUGCGUUCCAAAUGGAAUCACCGUCGCCGUCAGUUUCGUACGCGACGGUACAAUUCGACGGGUCGGUUAUGGAUCUAUUAACAAUGGGUUCGGGUAAUAGUGUUUCGGAUUAUGGGAUUUUCCCUGGAUUUGAUGAUUUUUCAAGUGAUUUUUUGGGAUCAUCGAUGCUUAACAUUGGUGGUGAAGAAGAAAAUUUUGAUGGGAUUUUGAUUCCGGGAUCAUUUCUUUGGAAUUUUUAAAACGGGUCAACUUAAAUCCGGGGAUUUUUAGUAUCCGGGUUUGGACCCGGAUAUUUGGAUGGGUCAAAUUUUUUUCACGGCUCAUUCUUUUUUUAUUAAAGAAAACAAAAAAAAAAUAAAAAUCAAGUAUUAAUUAAUUUGUAGAGAAGAA